This is a messenger RNA of Racocetra fulgida, 426 nucleotides long. The record is from the annotation of a GenBank genome assembly. Lineage: Eukaryota; Fungi; Glomeromycota; Glomeromycetes; Diversisporales; Gigasporaceae.
ACGAAACUAUACCUUCAAAAAAACAGAAUCAAUUCGCACCUAGACACCCAUUUAGAUUAUUGGUUGCGGGCACCUCUGAGUCUGGAAAGACGAGCAUGGUAGUACAUCUGCUCCUAGGAAGUAAAUAUCCAAAAAUAUAUCCGUGGAUGUCUGGUGAAAAACAUGGUUAUAAAAUACCAAAAGGAGGGAGCAAAAAUUUUGGUGAAAGGUAUAUUCCGUGUGAUGAUCUAAUUGUUGUUGCGCAACAUCAAGAUGAAGAGUUAUGGGAAGCGGUACAAUGUUUUUAUGAAUUUAUAGCUAUGGAUAAGCAAGCUCCAUGGUACGAAAAUGUGAGAUUCAAGCUGAUCGGGCCUGGAGAGUUACCUAAUAUUUCAUCUUUUAAAGAAACAGGCCGAUUCACUCUUAUAAUAUUUGAUGAUCUUGCCG